AUGGGAGCACCUACUUACGAUGUGCUGUGCGACAAGCUCUUGCCCAACUUACCAGAAGAUUCACAAUACAGCGAAAUAACAAAUAUUUUAAAAGACCAUUUCGAUCCGAAACCGAAUGAGAUCCUUGAAAAUUAUCGUUUCCAUUUGAGGAAACAAAAGGAAAGUGAAUCAUGUGCGGAUUUCUUAGUUUUUUUGAAACGUCUAUCCGCAAAUUGCAUCUUUGGAUCCUACUUAAAUACAGCCUUAAGAAAUCAAUUUGUGUUUGGGUUAAUAAACCAAAAAAUCAAGAGUCGUCUACUCGAAAAAAGCGACUUAACUUUGGAAAUAGCUGUGAACACCGCCAAUGCCUUCGAGAUAGCUGAAAGAGGGGGCAUUGAGUUACAUCAACAUAUGUCGAGGUCAAGCGUUAACGAAAUCCAAGAAACAGUCAAUGCAUUUGGCGAUAAGCGGAAAGAUACAAAAAAAAUCGAAAGGACAGCGGGCACGGGCAAUAAACAGCCAUUUACAAGAAAAUGUUACCGGUGUGGUAGCACCUCCCACUUGGCAAACCAUUGUACCUAUAAAGAAGCGGUUUGUGAAUUCUGCAAGACCAAAGGACAUCUUCGUAAAGUUUGCUUGAAGGAAAAGCGCCAAGUUAACCUGGUUGCAGAAGAAGAUGACAUUUCAAGCGAUAAUGUCCUGGUAGAUGAAUUAUUCCAAAUAUACGAGGGAGGGGUAAACAAUAUUAAAAACAAUAAAUUAAGUGCACCGGUGACGAUGGUGAGCUUAGGUGAUGCGGAAAGGCACUUUGGUGAUUUGGAUAUACAUGAUAAUGAUACGUUGCUAUACAGCUACUGCAAAACUCAAUUGGAUUGUGUGGGGUACAUUAUGGUUAAUGUAGCAACUGCAACAAAUAACCACAAAGUUAAAAUGUAUCUGGUGCGAGCCGAAAGGAAGCCCUUACUAGGACGCGAAUGGCUCCGUACGAUUAAACUCAACUGGGAUCGGAUCAUCGCCGAUCAACUACACAAACCAGGAAUGGAUGUAAAAGCUAUUCAAGCAGACAAAUUCAACGAUAUGAAGCUUAAAGACAUUGUGAGUAAGUACACAAAUUUAUUUUUGCCUUUUACUGGAAAAAUUGUGGGACACCAAGCUAGAUUACACAUAAAAGAAAAUGCCUUGCCUAAAUUCUUUAAGGCCCGAAGGGUACCAUUUCCGUUAACUGAAGCUGUAGAAAAAGAAAUUAAAAAACAGGUAGACGAAGGGUUGUUAGAAAAGGUUGACACAACACUUAGAGUAGAUGAACAUCCGUUGCCUACCGUUGAGGAAAUGUUCAGCACCAUGGCGGGCGGACAAAAAUUUUCCAAGAUUGAUCUAUCUAAAGCUUAUUUGCAACUUGAAAUCCAUCCCGACGAUAGGCACUAUUUAACGAUAAAUACGCCAUUGGGAUUGUUUCAACCAACGAGAAUGAUGUAUGGGGUAACAUGCGCACCGGCAAAAUGGCAGCGUUUCAUAGAGAUGGUUUUGCAUGGCAUUAAAGGGGUUUCCGUUUUCUUAGACGACAUAAGAAUAACCGCAGAUACCGAUGAAUUACAUUUAGAACGGAUAAACGAGGUCUUAGAGCGUCUAAACAAUUUCAACAUGAGAGUAAAUUGGGAGAAAUCAGAAUUUAUGAAAGACCAAAUUGAAUACUGUGGUUAUAUAAUUGAUAAAAAUGGCAUUAGAAAAGGAGAUGCAAAGGUAGAAGCGGUACAAAACAUGAGACGACCAACAAAUAAGGAUGAAGACUUAAAUUGUGAACAAUCAUUUGUGGAAGCGAAAAGACAAAUACUAUCGGAUACAGUUCUAACACAUUAUGACUUUGCGCUGCCAGUGGUAUUGGCGGUUGAUGCAAGCCCUUAUGGAGUGGGGGCGGUAUUAAGUCAUAUAUAUCCAGACGGGUUAGAAAAACCCAUUCAAUUCGCGUCACAAACAUUAUCUUCUGUACAGCAACGAUAUAGCCAAAUCGACAAAGAGGCUUAUGCCAUUAUUUAUGGUAUCCGCAAAUUUUAUCAAUAUUUGUUUGGAAGGAAGUUUAUAUUGGUUACCGACAACAAGCCUAUAUCGCAAAUAUUUUCUCCACAUAAAGGUUUACCAACCCUUUCGGCUACUAGAAUGCAACAUUACGCAAUAUUCUUAGAAUCAUUCGAUUUUGAAAUCCGUUUGAAAAGAUCCAAAGAUAAUGCCAACGCAGAUGCUGUGUCCAGGCUACCUAUUCAAGACACAAACCAUAACGUGAAAGAAGUUAAUAUAAUUGAGAAUGAGUGUUUGGAGAACUUACCAAUUCAUGUAUCCGAAUUGAGAGAUGAAACGAGGAAGGACGAUGAAGUAUACAUUCUGUACGAAAGUUUAAAACAAGGUCGUGAAUGCGACGGUACACAUCGCUGGGGUAUUCGGCAAACAGAAUUCGCUUUACAACAAGGAGUGGCCGUAAGAGAUUAUCUAUCAAACGACAAAUGGAAAUUCGGAAGAAUUACAGCAAAACAAGGUGAACUACACUACGAGAUUAAGUUAGACGAUAAUAGAGUUUGGAAAAGACAUGCUGAUCAAAUCCGAAAAAUUGGGGACCAAAUUCAAAUUCCUGCUAUUGAUCCUAAUCGUAACAACACCCUGGAACCAAAAGAAAUACCUCCAACAACAAAAGAAAAUACACCACAGCUGCCAGACCCCUCUUCACCGAAGCAGACUGAGUCAACACCAAACGAACCUUCACCAAGCCUGCCAGAACCGUCACCUCCUUGCGAAUCGAUCGUCCCCGAAACACCAGGUAAUAUUAAUAACACUCCUAAUGAGAUUCAAACACGUCGUUCAAAAAGGGCUAUUCGUCCACCGGAACGUUUUAAAGAUUUUGCAAUGUAA
This is a messenger RNA of Eupeodes corollae, 2877 nucleotides long. RefSeq lists its product as uncharacterized. NCBI's taxonomy places the organism in Eukaryota, Metazoa, Arthropoda, Insecta, Diptera, Syrphidae. The transcript is spliced from 5 exons. The record is from RefSeq and is a predicted model, not a curated record. Bases 1 to 2877 code for a protein of 958 amino acids. Gene Ontology annotation, molecular function: zinc ion binding; nucleic acid binding.